UCGUUCAAGAUGGAUCUGUAUCGAUUUUUAUUGACAUUUUUUGCGUUUUUUGUGUGGAUUUUUGAUUUUACGAGCAGUACUUGUACUUCGCCAACGGAAGAAGUGCGAACAUUACAAACUAAUUUAGGACUUCCCUACAUUCAUAAGACUUAUACUUGGGGAAGGCGUUAUACAGGCGAUCAUCAAUUAUGGGAAACAAAAAAAUCCAUGUUAAGUAAUCAAUUCACAACCCUUCACAUCGACUUUGUAUAUCCGCAACAAGAAUUUUACACAACCAUAACUCAAGUCGUUGUCGAAGCUGCUCAAUCUUCAUCUUCCGGAGUUGCUACAUGCCUCGAAGGCGGAAUUCGUCAAGAUUUUGUAACAAUUGCUGUCGAUGCUAAUUACGCGACUUUUCUAAAUGCAACUUUUAGUGUCUUUGGACACGUGUUUUAA
Molecule: messenger RNA, 435 nt
Organism: Culicoides brevitarsis
Lineage: Eukaryota; Metazoa; Arthropoda; Insecta; Diptera; Ceratopogonidae
Exons: 2
Coding region: 10-435 (141 amino acids)
Source: RefSeq, a predicted model, not a curated record